This is a messenger RNA of Symphalangus syndactylus (siamang), 1478 nucleotides long. RefSeq names its product breakpoint cluster region protein-like. Gene Ontology annotation, molecular function: GTPase activator activity. Gene Ontology annotation, biological process: signal transduction; positive regulation of GTPase activity. Gene Ontology annotation, cellular component: membrane. The record is from RefSeq and is a predicted model, not a curated record. NCBI's taxonomy places the organism in Eukaryota, Metazoa, Chordata, Mammalia, Primates, Hylobatidae.
UGCAACCUCUGCCUCUCAGGUUCAAGCAAUUCUCGUGCCUCAGCUUCCUGAGUAGCUGGGAUUAUAGGCACCCACCACCACACGAAGCUAUUUUUGUGUGUGGUUUGUUGUUGUUGUUGUUGUUGUUGUUGUUUCUUUUUGUGAGACAAAGUUUCGCUGUUGUUGCCCAGGCUGGAGUACAAUGGCACAACCUCAGCUCAGCACAACCUCCAUCUCCCAGGUUCAAGCGGUUCUCCUGCCUCAGCCUCCUGAGUGGCUGGGAUUACAGGCAUGCGCCACUACGCCAGGCUAAUCUUGUAUUUUUAGUAGAGAUGGGUUUCUCCAUGUUGGUCACGCUGGUCUCGACCUCCUGAACUCAGGUGAUCUGCCCGCCUCAGCCUCCCAAAGUGCUGGGAUUACAAGGGUGAGCCACAGCGCCUGGCCAUUUUCGUAUUUUUAGUAGAGAUGGAGUUUCACCAUGUUGGCCACGCUGGUCUCAAACUCCUGACCUCAAGUGAUCUGCCAGUCUCGGCCUCCCAAAGUGCUAGGAUUACAGGCGAGAGCCACCGCACCCGGCCUAGCCACCACGCCUGGCCCACUUAUUUCUAAAUAGACAAUACAUUUGUAUAUUUCAAAAUUCAGAAAGCACCAUCUCAACCCCGUCCCUAUUCCUGUAGCUUCUCAGAUGCAACCAAAUAGAUUCAGUUUCUUGGUAUCUUUCUAGAGGUAGUUUAUGAACAUAAGCAAAUAUCCAAAUAAACAAAUAUGUUCUUUUGCUUUUUUUAUACAAACGUUACUUUAUUGUACCUAUUGAUCUGUUCCUUUCUCUUUCUUUCUUUUUAUUAUUUUAUUUUAUUUUUUGAGAAUAAAAAGGUCUUGCUCUGUGGCCUAAGCUGGAGUAUAGUUGUGCAAUCUGGGCUCACUGCAGCCUUCACCUCCCAGGCUCAAGCGAUCCUCCCACCUCAGCCUCCCGAAUAGCUGGGACUACAGGGAUAUGCUACGAAGCCCGGCUAACUUUUUGUAUGUGUUGUAAAGGCAGAGUUUCACCGUGUUGCCCAGGCUGGUCUCAAACUCUUGGACUCCUGCGAUCUGCACAGCUCUUCCAGACCCAGUUGCAAAGAAGAGCUGCAUGCUCAACCUGCUGCUGUCCCUGCCAGAGGCCAACCUGCUCCCCUUCCUUUUCCUUCUGGACCACCUGAAAAGGGUGGCAGAGGAGGAGGCAGUCAAUAAGAUGUCCCUGCACAACCUCGCCACGGUCUUUGGCCCCACGCUGCUCCAGCCUUCCGAGAAGGAGAGCAAGCUCCCUGCCAAUCCAAGCCAGCCUAUCACCAUGACCGACAGCAGGUCCUUGGAGAUCAUGUCCCAGGUCGAGGUGCUGCUGUACUUCCUGUGGCUGGAGGCCAUCCCUGCCCUGGACAGCAAGAGACAGAGCAUCCUGUUCUCCACCGAUGUCUAAAGGUCCCAGUCCAUCUCCUGGAGGCUGACAGACAGCCUGGAAA